Molecule: messenger RNA, 876 nt
Organism: Zeugodacus cucurbitae (melon fly)
Lineage: Eukaryota; Metazoa; Arthropoda; Insecta; Diptera; Tephritidae
Product: protein takeout-like
Exons: 5
Coding region: 105-851 (248 amino acids)
Source: RefSeq, a predicted model, not a curated record
CGCAACACUUAAUAGAGUUUAGUUAGUUAGCUAACUGAAAAGUGUGUUAACGCAUCUUUCCGGCUCCGCUUUUCGACUUAAUUCUCGUGCAAUAAUCGUGAAAAAUGUUUCGGUUUAACAAAAUUGUUGUAGCUUUAAUGCCGUUAUUGACACUUCAAGCAGUGGCGAAAUUUCCUGAAGAUCCCAAACCAUGCAAAUAUGGCGACAAAACUUGCAUAAUGAGUACUGUCGAGUUCCUGAUGCGAGAAAAAUCACAGGGUUUUGCGUCGCUUAAUUUGGUUAAGACGGACCCACUGAGAAUUGCCGAAAUCGUUAUGAAGCAAGGCGCCGAAAGUCCCGUCAAUAUUGACCUGACCUUCACCAAUAAUGACAUAUACGGUUUUAGUGGAAUCAAAAUGACUGACCUGAAGGGUUUCGGCAAGGAUUUGGUCACAAAACAUGAACUUCUUUUUUCUGCACCCGUCCUCAGUUUGGUCGGCGAUUACUCGAUUAAGGGGCGCGUAUUGGUGCUACCCAUUACUGGCACAGGCGCGAGCAAUAUUACAAUGCUUAACUCUAAAAUUCGCAUUCAAUUUGUUGGCGCUCCAGUGGAAAAAUCAGAAGGCGUCUAUAUGAGUGUGAAAUCGGCGCGUUUGAGUGUGGAACCGGCAAGAAUGAUUUUCAAUUUUGGCAAUCUUUUCAAUGGUGACAAGCAGCUGGGUGAGACAAUGAACACUUUCUUGAAUGAGAACUGGAAAGAGAUCUAUGAGGAGGUGCGGGCCACUUUUACAAACGUGUUUUCAAAAAUCUUCAUCAGCGUUAUAGAGAAUGUUUUCAGUUUAUAUCCAUACGAUAAGUACUUUUCCGAAUAAAAAUAAACGAAUAAUGUAUAGUUAA